UAGAGGUCGCCACAUCUGACUUUCUACGUCACUUUUGAAAGAUAAGCUUAUGAUUCAAAAGCUAUUAAUUUCUUUAUUUUUAUCAUAUCAUAUAUUCAUUAGCAUUGGCCGACUUUAAUCGCCGGGCGAGCCUCAACGUGUCCAGUCGGUUGGAAGAGUUCAAUUACGGGUUCGAACUAGCAUUAAACACAGUGCAACAUGGCUGUUUCCUUAAGGAGCCUCUCCAGCAAACUAGGGGGUGCAUUUUCCCCCCUGAAAUUGGUUUCGACCUCCCGCACCUAUUUCACCUAUGUGAACGAGCCAGCGCAACCCAUCCAGGGCAAGGAACCCAAAUGGUGCACUGCAGAAGAAGCGUUUCAGGACUUGCAGUCAGGUCAAACGGUGUUUGCUCAAGGAGCGGCAGCCACUCCAAUUGCCCUGUUAAGUGCCAUGACCGAAGUAGGCAAAAAAAAGAACUUGAAAAAUAUCAACGUUUGUCACAUGCACACGGAAGGACCAGCGGCUUACACUGAUCCAUCAUGUGAGGGCAUUUUUAGGUCGAACUCAUUCUUCAUGGGUGGAAAUGUGCGAAAGGCUGUAGCCGAUGGUCGAGGGGACGCAAUCCCGAUCUUCCUCUCCGAAAUCCCUUUGCUGUUUUACAAAGGGAUUAUUAAGCCAGACAUUGCGGUCAUCCAAGUUUCUCCCCCGGACCAACAUGGCUACUGCAGUUUAGGAACAAGCGUUGACUGUGUGCGAGCUGGUAUGACACAUUCCAAAAUCAUUGUUGCCCAAGUCAACCCCAAACUUCCACGGACGUUCGGAGACGGUAUAAUCCACAUUAGCCACAUCGACUAUGCGGUGAAAGUCGACACUCCCCUGCCGGUUCAUGGAGGAAAGCCUCCCACUGAUGUGGAGACAAAAAUUGGGAAAAAUAUCGCGGAAAACCUGGUCGAGGAUGGAGCCACUCUGCAACUGGGCAUCGGCAGCAUUCCGGAUGCAGUCUUAUCCGCCUUGACCAAUCACAAAGACUUAGGAAUUCACUCAGAAAUGUUUGCCGGAGGCGUGAUUGACCUGGUCAACAAAGGAUGCAUAACAAACAACCGCAAAAUCAUCCACAAAGGCAGAAUCGUCGGGUCAUUCCUUAUUGGAACCCAAGAUCUGUACGACUUUGUGGAUAACAAUCCGUUCAUUGAAAUGUUGGUUGUGGACUAUGUAAAUAACACCAGUAUUAUUGCCCGAAACCCCAAAAUGACCGCCAUCAACUCAUGUAUUGAGGUGGACUUGACCGGUCAAAUCUCGUCAGAUUCGAUUGGAACGCGAAUGUACUCGGGAUUCGGAGGACAGGUGGACUUUAUUAGAGGAGCGGCCGAAGGUUUCGACGGUAAAGGAAAGCCCAUUAUUGCCUUGCCAUCCGCUACUAACAAGGGCGAGAGCAAAAUUGUGCCAACACUCAAAACAGGUGCUGGAGUGGUAACGACCAGAGCUCACGCCCAUUAUGUAGUGACAGAGCAUGGAAUAGCUUAUUUGUUUGGAAAAUCGCUGCGGCAAAGAGCACACGCUCUUAUUAAUAUUGCCCAUCCAGACCACAGGGAAAAACUGGAAAAGCAAGCAUUCGAACGUCUGAAGUGCAUGCCAUCGCCUUAAAUGAAACUUUGUAAAGCAAUUUCAGUAAUAAGAAAAUAGGCAAGUCGCAUCCAGAACCCUGGAUAAUUGUUUUCGAUGAAUGAAAGUCGACAACAGAUUGAUAAAUAAUUAAUAAUAGUUAGCGAUAGACAGUCGUACAUUAAAUCAAAUAAUUCAUUUGCACUACACAAGAGAAAACAUGUAAAAGGUUCAGCUUUAAGCAAUUCAAUACUAGGUUAAGUGAGAAAUUAUGUUAUUGCCUAAUAUUUAUAUGUUUUCAAAAAUAAACAUUCUAAAACACUUA
Messenger RNA from Dendroctonus ponderosae (mountain pine beetle), 1906 nucleotides. Its product is annotated as 4-hydroxybutyrate coenzyme A transferase. Lineage: Eukaryota; Metazoa; Arthropoda; Insecta; Coleoptera; Curculionidae. The record is from RefSeq and is a predicted model, not a curated record. Gene Ontology annotation, biological process: acetate metabolic process. Gene Ontology annotation, molecular function: acetate CoA-transferase activity. Gene Ontology annotation, cellular component: mitochondrion. Bases 199 to 1623 code for a protein of 474 amino acids. The transcript is spliced from 8 exons.